Molecule: messenger RNA, 2791 nt
Organism: Spirometra erinaceieuropaei
Lineage: Eukaryota; Metazoa; Platyhelminthes; Cestoda; Diphyllobothriidea; Diphyllobothriidae
Source: the annotation of a GenBank genome assembly
AUGGCGGCGGGGUGUCAAACGCUGAUUCACCUCAAGCACGACUCCGCCCUGAUCCAGAACCCUGCCAAAUCCUGCUCAGUCCAUUCGGUCACAGUGGUUAAAUUGCAUCCAGUUACGCGGCCUAAACAAGUGCCAUCUCCACGACAACACCGUGACGCGUGGCGUUUCCGCCGGGAUUUUACCUUCGCCAGAAUCGCUGCCAAAGCUGUAACCGGGUGGGACACAAACCGGGUGGGUUCUGCAAAUCAACAACAGCUUGCGGAAGCAAGCCCGCCCCCGCGACUUCUAAUUCCAAGACCCCGUUUCCGGUCAAAACGCAAGUCCCAACUCCGGUCUGUUAGAAAUUCUCUCAGUCUCUUUGCUACUUCCCAGCCCAAUGCGGCUGAUCGUAGAAAGUUUGUUGACGUUCUGCGCAAUGGCCGCGCAGUCCGCCUACAGUUGGACAAUGCCUCAGACAUCACCAUCAUCUCUGAGAGACUUUGGCAAUCCCUUGGCAGCCCCGCAAUGCAGCAGACUUACCAGUCCACCACAGAUGCGUGUGGUGGUCUCAUCAAGCUAGUGGGGCAACUGAAAUGCCGUGUUUCGUUCCGCGGCACUACCAUCACUGCAAUCUGCUACGUCACUAAGUCUGACCUCAACCUACUUGGUCUUGACUGGAUUGAACAACUUGGUUUGGCCGACAUGCCGCGCCGCGCUGUUUCCAGUCGGGUGCAGAUUGCCGCGGUGCUUGCAGGCCAAGCCAAGGACAUUCUCCCACAGUUUGCUCCAGUGUUCCAAGACGGCCUGGGUCGUUGCACAUACACUCAAGUCGUGCUGCAUCUGUCUCCUAGAAGCCAAGCAGUCUUCCACCCAAAGCGGCCAGUCUCAUAUACAGUCUUGCCACUUGUCGAGGUUAGACUGAAGCGUCUAAAGGAAGUGGGAGUUCAAGUUCCUGUAUCCUACUCCGCCUAGGUCGCUCCAAUCGUUGUGGUUAAGAAGCCCGAUGGUUCAAUCCGCAUUUGUGUCGACUUCUUCACCGGUCUCAAUGCCGCGCUGACGUCCAACUGCUAUCCACUGCCGGUUCCAGCUGACAUUUUUACCCUGCUGAACUGUGGCACUUGCUUUGCCAUGUUGAAUCUCGCUGAUGCGUACUUGCAGAUCGAGGUCGCCCCGAAGUCGCGCGAAUUGUUGACCAUCAACACCCACUGCGGUCUGUGCCAGUACACCAGGCUGCACUGGUGUUAAGACUGUCCCAGCUUUAUUCCAACAAACGAUGAACGCAAUGUUCUCCGGUAUCCCUGGCACAGAUGGGUACCUGGACGACAUAAUCUUCGGUUGCUCCCCUGUUGAGCUGCAAGACCGAGUGUGUGCAGUACUCGAACGCGUGCGGGAAUAUAACUUCGGCAUGCGGGCCGACAAGUGUCAAUUCUUCCUCGGAUUCGUUUUUGACCUCACUGGUCGCCAUUCAGAUCCCGAAUACAUUUUUGCCAUCCAACGGAUGUCUGCACCUGGCCUUCGCCCAACUGAAGUCGAUGCUGAGUUCAGAUCUGUUGCCCACCCACUACGAUCAGACGCUGCCGAUUGCUGUUGCUGCAGAUGAUUCCAACCACGGAGUUGGUGGUGUCAUCUCACAAACUUCUUCUGACGGGUCUGAAAAAGUGAUCAUGAAUGCAUUUUUCACACUAACUCCUGUGGAGAAGAACUACGGGGAAAUAGAGAAAGAACCACUAGUCCUUGUGUUUGCCGUCAAGAAGUUCCACAAACUGUUGUAUGGUUGUCACUUCACGCUGUUGAUGGAUCAUAAACCGUUGCUGUCAAUCUUCGGUCCAAAGGAGGGCGUUCUUGUCAAUUCAGUCAACCGACUUCAACGAUGGGCAAUCAUUCUUCUCGAUUAUGCUUUCGACAUUCGUUACUGCUGCACUGCCGACUUUGGUCAGGCAAACGCACUCUCUCAUCUGAGGAAGACAUCGUGGUUGACGUUAUUUCGAUUGAGGACGCUGUGCGCCGCCAACUCUCAGACGCUAUACGAGGUAUACCUAUCACUGCCGCGGACAUCCGACGUGCUACUGAACAGGAUCCUGUCUUCCGUGAGGCUAUCACCUACGUGCCGACCUACUGGCCAACCACUGCUCUCGCUAGAGAUUUUCACCAGCUCUUUCUGCGCCGAGCAUUGUUAUCUGUGAUUGAUUCCUGUCUAAUCUUUGCGGACCGUGUGGUGAUCCCAUCUUCUCUUCGACCUGCUGUACUACACCAAUUUCAUGCGGCGCAUCCUGGUACAAGCCAAAUGAAGUCAAUAGCUCGUAGUUUUGCUUACUGGCCGGGUAUCGACAGCGACAUCGACGACCUGAUUCAACGCUGUUCCCGAUAUCAACAAACUGCCAAGAUGCCGCUUCGUCAACCACAAAUACCCUGGCAACCACCGGAGAGGCCUUGGGUGCGUGUGCAUAUCAAUUUCGCUGGCCCACUUAACGGAGUCUCAUAUCUGAUCUUGGCUGACGCCUACUCGAAGUGGACAGAGAUUGCUCCGCUGAAUCCAGCGACCGCAUCUGCCACUAUGGCUUUCUUACGACGCAUCUUAAGCCAGCAUGACAUACCGGAAGUCUUGGUUUCGGAUGAUGGGUCCCAGUGUACUUCAUCGACGGUUGAGAAUUUCUUUCGCCAGCAUAACAUCCAGCAUCUUCGCUCCCCGCCCUACCACCCUCAGUUUAACGUUCAGGCGGAGCGUUCUGUCGACACGUCUAAGAGAGCCCACUUGAAAGCUCGUGGGGAGGGGACCACGGACAAGAUAGUCUAUAUGUUUCUGCUUUUCUAA